This is a messenger RNA of Labrus bergylta (ballan wrasse), 656 nucleotides long. RefSeq names its product troponin I, fast skeletal muscle. The record is from RefSeq and is a predicted model, not a curated record. Gene Ontology annotation, biological process: skeletal muscle contraction; cardiac muscle contraction. NCBI's taxonomy places the organism in Eukaryota, Metazoa, Chordata, Actinopteri, Labriformes, Labridae. Gene Ontology annotation, cellular component: troponin complex.
CACACACACACACACACACACACACACACACACACACACAAACACUGAACCAACACCUAUAAAGGGACCCCUACACUGUGGUGUUUCCCAAAUCUCGUUCUGCAGGCAGGACUCAGCUACUGGUCAGAAUGGCAGAGAAAAAGAUGUCGUCGGGCAGGAGGAACCAGCUCAAGAGCUUGCUGCUGCUGAUCGGGGAGUCGAUGCUGGAGAAGGAGGCGCGAGAGGCUGAGAAGGAGAAGAUGACGUUCAUCCAGGAAACCUGCCCUGUUCUCUCCAUCCCGGGCUGCAUGCAGGAGAUGCUGGAGCUGUGCAGGAAAAUUCACAAGCAGCUCGAUCUGGUGGACGAGGAGCGAUACGACAUGGAGUUAAAAGUGACAAAGUCCAACAAAGAGAUCAACGACCUGAAGUUGAAGGUUCAGGAUCUGAAUGGGAAGUUUAAGAAGCCGGCCUUGAAGAAGGUGAAGAUGUCGGCCGACGCCAUGCUGGCUGCUCUGCUGGGCUCCAAACACAAAGUGUCCAUGGACCUGAGAGCCAACCUGAAGCAGGUCAAGAAGGAGGUCAAAGACGAGGAGUUGAAAACAGGCGACUGGAGGAAGAACAUCGAAGACAAAGCCGGGAUGGACGGCAGGAAGAAGAUGUUUGAGACAGACGCUUAA